AUGGAAAAAGUCGACGUGUUAAUCUGCGGCAGUGGAUCAGCCGGUCUCAGCGCUGCAACCUGGCUUGCCCGUUACGGUAUCCGAUGCAAGAUCCUCGAGCGCCGCGAUGGUCCAAUGAAAAUGGGCCAGGCAGAUGGUGUACAGUGUCGAACUGUGGAGAUAUUCGAGAGUUUUGGCAUUGGAGAAGAAUUGCUACGAGAAGCUUAUCAUGUCCUUGAAGUGAACUUUUGGGCAGAUGAUGGGUCUGGCGUCAUUAAGAGGACUGGUCGGACGGCUGACACACAGCCUGGACUGUCACAUCAGCCGCAUGUUAUUUUGAAUCAAGCGCGGAUCAAUGGGUUGCUCAUUGAAUUGAUGCAGAAGCAUAAUAAUCAGCAGAUUGAUUAUGGAUACAAUGUCACCGAUGUUCAAGUUGAUGAUGCAUCUGCUGGUGAUUUGGAUGCGUAUCCUGUUACGGUGACUGCAGAAAAGAAUGGCAGGACGGAGAGCUUCCAAGCCAAAUAUGCAUUGGCAUGUGACGGCGCCCACAGCAUUGUCCGCAAAGCACUCGGAUACAAGAUGAUCGGAGAUAGCAGCGAUGCCGUCUGGGGCGUGAUGGACAUGAUCCCUCGAACAAGUUUCCCCGAUUUCCGCAAGAAAUCCAGCAUCCGUUCCAAAGCAGGAAUCCUCCUGAUAAUCCCUCGAGAAGGCGACAACAACAAUUUGACCCGAUUCUACAUUGAACUUGCACCGGGCACAAAUCCCAAAGAAGUCACGCUAGAGAACCUACAAGAAAGAGCACAGAAGAUCCUCCAGCCAUACGAUAUUGAAAUUGCCGAGACAGUCUGGUGGUCUGCUUAUGCAAUUGGACAACGUCACGCCGAUGUCUUCCACAAGGACCAUCGUGUUUUCCUAGCCGGCGAUGCAUGCCACACGCAUUCACCGAAAGCCGGACAAGGUAUGAAUGUCAGUCUACAAGAUGGGUACAACAUUGGAUGGAAACUCGGCGAGGUUUUAACGGGCCGCGCACAUCCCUCUAUACUCGAGACGUACGUGUUAGAAAGAGAAAAAACCGCCAUCGAUCUGAUCAAUUUCGAUCGUUAUUGGUCUAAAUUGUUCUCUUCGGCAGCAAAUACUACACCUGGCGAGUUCCAAGAUGGGUUUAUCAAGGCUGGAAAAUAUACGGCUGGUCUGACAGCUAAAUACGAUGUUUCGUCUAUCACUUCCUCUUUCCAGGCUACGAAUCUUGCGUCAAAUGUUGUGGUUGGCAUGCGAUUGCCCAGUGCGCAGAUUGUUCGGGUCUGCGAUUCCAAGCCCUUACAGCUUAUGAAGACGCUCAAAUCCGAUGGGCGAUGGCGUGUGAUGAUUUUCGCCGGAGAUCUUUCGGUAGCAGGGAGUCAGGCAAAGCUAAACACAAUUGGCGAAUACUUUUCCUCUCCCAAUGGGCCAAGUCACAAAUUCACACCACCCUCCCAGGAUGCAGACAGUCUAAUUGAGACUCUUGUCAUCGGCCAUGGAAAGCGACACGAUAUUGAAAUACACCAGAUUCCCGAAUGCUUCUAUCCGGUAGUAGGCAAGAAUCAAACUAGAGAUUUACAUAAAAUAUACUACGAUGAUGAUAGCCACAAUCAAGGCCACGGGCACGCGUAUGAAUUCCUCGGAAUCGACCCGAACCACGGAGCCAUCAUCAUUGCCCGACCCGACCAAUAUGUAUCCGCCGUCCUGGGUCUUGAUCAGUAUCAAGAAAUCGGGAAUUUCUUCCAAGGAUUUCUUCACCCGCAAACGUAG
Messenger RNA from Penicillium angulare, 1767 nucleotides. RefSeq names its product putative phenol 2-monooxygenase. The coding region runs from base 1 to 1767 and encodes 588 amino acids. The transcript is spliced from 5 exons. Gene Ontology annotation, molecular function: FAD binding. NCBI's taxonomy places the organism in Eukaryota, Fungi, Ascomycota, Eurotiomycetes, Eurotiales, Aspergillaceae. The record is from RefSeq and is a predicted model, not a curated record.